Molecule: messenger RNA, 2394 nt
Organism: Struthio camelus australis
Lineage: Eukaryota; Metazoa; Chordata; Aves; Struthioniformes; Struthionidae
Source: RefSeq, a predicted model, not a curated record
AUGUCUCCCCACACCUUACUGUGUGGAACGAGCCAAGAAAUAUCUCUGGAGACUUCCGGUGAGAGGCUCCGAGUCGUGAAGGAGAUCCAAGUGGAAUCGGUCUACUCAAAUUGCACCCACCCAGAGGAAGCCGGAAGUUACAGAUCAUCAGGCAUUUGGAAGAGGGAGCGCACAGCAAAAUUUGGAGAAAGAGAUGGGAAAUGCCAAUGCAAAGUCGGUGUGACGGACCUGAAGUGUGACCGGUGCAGUGAUGGAUACUACAGGUUUAACGAAACCACCUGCGUGCCGUGCCAGUGCAAUAACCGGUCCAAAACCUGCGAUGCGGUAACAGGCGCCUGCCUGGCUUGCCAGGAAAACACCAAGGGAGAGCACUGCGAGCAGUGCAAAGAGGGCUUCUACAGCAGCGCCCGUCCUGGCCCGGCCUGCCGUCACUGCCCGUGUUCAACUGUAGCAUCUACCGGCACCUGCCAAAUAAGACCUGGUGACGCUGCCCCAACAUGUGACAAAUGCAAAACUGGAUAUGUGGGCCCCAACUGCAACCAGUGUGACAACGGCUACUACAACUCUGACAGCAUCUGCGUGAGAUGCAAAUGCAACGGGAACGUGGACCCAGCCCAGUCACCCAGGGUGUGCAAGCCGGACAGCGGGGAAUGCAUCGGCUGCCUGUACCACACCGCCGGGUUUCAUUGCGAGGAGUGUCAGGAGGGCUACAGCAGGGACCCCGAGGGAACCAACUGCACCAAGAAAGAAGUCACUCUUGGCCCAGAAACAACAGAGUUUAUAACCUCUGCUCCGAAUGCCAGCAGGGCAACAUCGUUUUCAACUGCAGUGACAAACAGUACGUUGUCACCAACAACUAUACAGACUAUAUUUCCUAUAAGCUCCUCUGACAAUAGUACUUCUGCUUUUGCAGAUGUUUCAUGGACUCAGUUUAACAUAAUUAUUUUGACAGUUAUCAUCAUAGUUGUGGUCCUACUAAUGGGCUUUGUGGGAGCUGUCUACAUGUACCGUGAGUACCAAAACAGAAAACUUAACGCUCCGUUUUGGACCAUUGAACUCAAAGAGGACAAUAUCAGUUUUAGCAGUUACCAUGACAGCAUACCCAACGCUGACGUUUCAGGCCUGUUGGAAGACGAUGGGAACGAAGUUGCACCGAAUGGACAGCUAACACUGACAACUCCCAUGCAUAAUUAUAAAGCUUAAAAUAAGAAGCAAUCCAGCUAUUCCAAAGUUGGCUUAAAAAAAUUGCAGGGCUUGCUGAAGGGGUAUCAGGAUCCGUGUCAAGGCUCCAAGCAAAGGAAUUUGCUCUUCAGAUACUCUUGUGCUGGGCAUGCUGUAGCUUGCAGGUGAACAGAAAAGUGUAGUACAUCCGAAUUUCAGGUAAUGUGGUGAAAUGCAUUCAGUUUCUUGUUCUCCUUAAAGAUCCAUAGAAUUCACUGUUGUUAAGGGUUUAAAGUUAUGCUGAUCUUAAAAUAUUUUUUUUUUAUGAAGAGGCCGUGGGGUGGAGAAAGCAAUAGCCCAUGAUUAAUCAGAAGCUACUUGACUUCCAGCCAACCUAACACUUACACCUGCAUCCUUUAUUUUGAAAAGUAGCUUGUGAAUUAACAGUGGAUUUUCAGGAGAUAGACUUUUGUAAAGACUUCAUAUUAGUUCCUGAUAUAAAUUUGCUUGAAAAGGGAGGAGGAGAAAAGAAAGAAAGGGGAAAAAAAAAAAGAAAGUGUUGUUCACUGUACUACCAAGAGGCAAGUAGAGGAGCAAGUUACACACUUGAAGAAAAGUCACCGUUAUCAGUUUCCACUGAGCUGGAAAACAGGAAAAAAAUUACCAUGAAAAUAUUGGAAUUAGGGAGGAGGCUAUGCUUUUCCCUUUCCGAGUACUUUUACAGGGUGAUGAUGCUAUUAAAACAUAGGAAUCCAUUUUUUUCUAGUAGGAGUUGGUGAACUUGUAUAGUUGCUGUGCAAGGUAAGACGACAAGACAUCUCAGGGUUGCCAUGUAAAAAUAAAAGCUAGGCUUGAUAUCCUACCCUGAUAAAAACGAUGUGUUCUGUAUAUAGAAUGUAAUAUAUCUUCUUGGAAUUGUAUUUGUAAUUAUUUGUAAAAAAGACAAACGGCCAAAAAAAUCCAACAACAAAAUCAUGACCCCCUCCAACUCCCUAUUCCCCAAGUCAUAUUUUAUCAUCUAGAUUUUAAUUGUACAGCGGUUAGUGGCGUUGUUUAAAAAGAAAAAAUGAGGAUUGUUUAAAAUACUGUAAAUUAGAUUGCAAUAUCGUUGGAGCUGGGACUCUGGCAAACACCCACUGCUUGAAGCUUCUCGUGUCAUUGAAUAAUUUUCUUUUUUAGAGAAAAUGUGAGCGCUCCCUACUUGCAUCUGUCCACUUUCCCCAUUCCUUUAAA